This is a messenger RNA of Pieris macdunnoughi, 342 nucleotides long. The record is from the annotation of a GenBank genome assembly. NCBI's taxonomy places the organism in Eukaryota, Metazoa, Arthropoda, Insecta, Lepidoptera, Pieridae.
AUGUCAAGGUUUAAGUUUUUCUCACGCAAUCAAGAGCAAGGUGAAACAAUUGAUCAAUUUGUGACGGCGUUGCGGUUGCUAAGUCAAAAUUGUGACUUUGGUGAUCUAACUGAUAGCUUGAUCAAGGAUCGGAUAGUGUGUGGAAUAGCGAGCAACACCGUCCGAGACCGUCUGCUGCGGACCGACGACCUCAGUUUGGCGAAGGCAGUGCAAGUGUGUGAGGCCGCCGAACUAUCCAAAGAGGAAAGUCGCUGCAUAGAAGGGACCUCCAGUGAAGCGAGGGUGGACGCUGUGAACAGCAGGACGGAGCACGAGGGCCGCGGCAGCUGGCGGGGCAGGUGA